AUGGAGGAUGAGAGUAGUCGAGACAGUUCACCAGCCAACGGGAAGGAAAAAUAUACAUUCAAUGAGCAGACAAAUUAUGUUUCGGCUCGAAAGAUAAUAACGAUAUUUCUAGCAUGCGCCAGCGUCGACCUGGUUUCAUUGAUGGAUCAGACGACCUUAGCAGCAAGUUUGUCGAUUGUUGGAGAUGAUUUAAAUGCCGGAAACCAAACCAGCUGGAUAGCUGGUGGUUUUUUCUUGACCUCUACCUGCUGUCAGCUAGUAUAUGGACGUCUUUCUGACAUCUGGUCUCGGAAAGUCAUACUAUACGCUGGGCUGGCGAUUUUUUUCUUUGGAUCCCUUGCCUCAUCCUUUGCCCAAACGGCCCUCCAGCUGAUAAUCUUUCGUGCCUUCACGGGAGUUGGUGGAGGUGGACUGGCAAAUGUUGGUCAGAUGAUUGUCAGUGAUGUGGUCCCGUUGAGAGAGCGAGGUAAAUAUCAAGGAAUUCUGGGAGCUGUCGUCGCUAUAGCUAACGGAAUUGGCCCGGUAAUUGGAGGUUCAUUGUCUUCCAUCUCUAAAGGGUCAUGGAGGUGGAUAUUCCGCCUUAACCUUCCUCUGACGGUACUAACAACGUUGUGUGUUUUAUUCUUCAUGCCGCUUCGGAAGGUAGAAGGUGACUGGAAAGUCAAGGUAAAAGCCAUUGAUUUCUUUGGGGUAUUCCUAGCCCUUGCGGGGGCAACCAUUUUCCUUCUUGGACUUAUAUGGGGAGGGGGUGAAUAUGCAUGGAAUUCAAUCCACGUAAUUGCCACUCUGACCAUCGGGUUCGCUGUUUCUGUGUGUUUCGUUCUAUGGCAGUGGAAGGGGGCAUCUUAUCCACUUGUGCCCAUGAGUAUCUUCCACGUGAGAAUAGUGAACGGGGCUUGCCUAACUAUGCUGAUCAAUGGCUGGAAUUUUGUUGUUCAGGUUUAUUAUAUCCCGACUUUUUAUCAGCUGGUAUACGGAUACUCAGCUACUAAGUCAGGAGCUCUGCUUUUGCCGAUUGUCCUUGUUCAAACAUUAUUUAGCACGAUAUCAGGCCUUAUUGUUCAUCGGGUAGGCCGUUACCGAGAGUGCGUACUCUUUGGAUGGCUUGCCUGGGCGAUUGGCCUAGGACUUUUCUCUACACUUGAUCAGUCAUCAGGGAUAGCUAGGCAGAUUGGGUAUGGCAUACUCACCGGGGUGGGAGUUGGAAACACACUUCAGCCAUCCCUGAUAGCUAUUCAAGCAGGUGUCGAGAGACGGGAUAUGGCAGUUGUUACAUCUUUUAGGAAAUUGAAUCUGACUCAAGCCAACUGUUCUAGCUUUGUGAGAAAUCUCGGUGGUACGCUUGGGUUAGCGGUGUGCGGAACAAUCUUGAAUAACAUCGUGUUAUCAUCCCUUUCGUCCCUUACACUUGCGGAUGCCGACAGCAGGGUUAUAAUGCAAAGUCCUAGUAAAUAUCUUGCAACACAACGCCCUGACGAAGCUGAGAGAAUCCGCUCCGUCCUUAUUCCAGCCUACCAGAAAGGGUUCCGGAUAGUCUUUAUACUGUGCUCUGCUCUGGCUAGUUUAGCCUUCGUCCUUGCAUUCUUUCUAAUGCCACAUAUCUCGCUGAAAAGGGCAGAUGACAAGGCGUUAAAAGAUGAAGCCAGGUCUAGGAAGAGGACGGUGCAGCAAGGUCCAUAG
Molecule: messenger RNA, 1680 nt
Organism: Microsporum canis CBS 113480
Lineage: Eukaryota; Fungi; Ascomycota; Eurotiomycetes; Onygenales; Arthrodermataceae
Product: tetracycline efflux protein
Exons: 7
Coding region: 1-1680 (559 amino acids)
Biological process (GO): transmembrane transport
Molecular function (GO): transmembrane transporter activity
Source: RefSeq, a predicted model, not a curated record